This is a messenger RNA of Hermetia illucens (black soldier fly), 1019 nucleotides long. RefSeq names its product PRA1 family protein 2. The transcript has 2 exons. The coding region runs from base 231 to 797 and encodes 188 amino acids. Gene Ontology annotation, cellular component: membrane. NCBI's taxonomy places the organism in Eukaryota, Metazoa, Arthropoda, Insecta, Diptera, Stratiomyidae. The record is from RefSeq and is a predicted model, not a curated record.
CAGCGCGUAAAUAAUCAUGACGUGAACGGUGAACAGCAGUUGCACUCUGCAUGAACUUGCUUGUUUUAGCCGAGCUUUGAAUCAUCAGUCAUAAACUGGGUAAUAAGACGGCUUACUAACUUGGAGCGAGAACCCUGGUGGUGGUUCUAGUGAGAUUAUUCGGUCAUUUCUGGCAAAAUAUUGCCUAAUUUUUUGUGCAUUCAUCGUGCGUGCCAGUGAAUUAGAAAAGUAUGACAUCAUCCGCGUCGUCGUCGUCCUCGUUCAAUCCGGCAGCUGCAAAUCCUAAUUUGCAGCUGCCUCCUCUAAGGAGUCUUGAUGAUUUCCUGCUGGGCUCAGCGCGCUUCCAACUGCCCAACCUGCGAGAUUUGGAGAAAUGGGGCAACCGGGUUGUGAAGAACCUCCUUUACUACCAAACCAAUUAUCUUCUGUGUUUCAUCGCAGUCUACGUCCUGAUGGCUCUACUGUAUCCUGCGAAAAUAUUCUGUGGGAUUCUCGUCAAGGCUUUGUUGAUUGUUGUUCUUGUUAAAUUCUUCCCGGAAAGGAGCACAUAUAAUCGGUGGUACUAUCUAGGUGGAAGUUUAUUUGUAGGAUAUGUUCUGUUGCUGUGGUACGACGCCUUACUGUUGUCGGCGUUCACCCUGCUAUUGCCGUUUGCAGUUACGUUUGUCCAUUCGUCCCUGCGUCUGCGAAAUAUUCGGAAUAAAGGGUUCAAUGUGCUGGAAACGUUCACCCCAUCGACACCCAUGGGAAUGUUCCUGGAUGCAAUGAAUAUCACCGUGGAGAAUAUUUUGAACUAACCCCGUAGUUGACUAAUUCAAUUUAUCUCUUGUUUGCUCAAUGAAUAAAGACUUAUUUACUUAUCCUUUUCUGCUAGCAAAUCGCGGUAAGUUGCACGUUUAUGUUGCGAUUGCUCUAUGCGGGAAAUUAUCUUUGAUAAGAAGUGAGCUUAGACAUUUAUGCUCCUACCAUUGUUAUAAUUUUGUGUUAAGUCAACUCUAUUAAAAUUGUCUCUCUGUAUA